AUGUUCAGUAGUGUGGACCUCUGUGCCUCUGUCCUAAUUGUAGGAUGCUGGGGCAGGAACCAGGAGGAACGGCUCAUUCGUCACUUGUUUCACGAACGUCCCUACCACAAGGAGCUUCGGCCUGUGGAACAAAGAGAGGACACUGUGAUAGUCUAUUUGGCCCUCACUCUUUCCAAUCUGAUUUCACUGAAAGAGGUGGAUGAAACACUGCUCAGCAAUGUAUGGAUGGAACAUAGCUGGUAUGACAACAGGCUUUCCUGGAACAUCACUGAAUUUGAUGGCAUUAAGAUCCUGCGUCUUCCACCACAAAUGGUGUGGCUGCCAGAGUUUGUUCUGGAAAACAACAAUGAUGCCCAGUUCCAGGUGGCAUAUUACUGCAAUGUGCUGGUGUACCCUGAUGGGUAUGUCACCUGGCAGCCCCCUGCCAUCUACCGUAGUUCCUGCACCAUCAACGUCAACUACUUCCCCUUCGACUGGCAGAACUGCACCCUGAAGUUCAGCUUCCUGACCUACAACGCCAAAGAGAUCAGCAUGAAUCUGAAAGUUGAUAAAGAUGUUAAGACGAAUAGGACCUACAAAGUGGAGUGGAUCGUCAUCGAUCCUGCAGCCUUCACAGAGAAUGGGGAGUGGGAGAUCAUUCACAAGCCAGCACGGAAAAACACAUACAAGGACAUCCCAUUGGACAGCAACAAGCAUCAGGACAUCACCUUCUACCUCAUCAUCAAGCGCAAGCCCCUCUUCUAUGUUGUCAACAUCAUUGUCCCCUGUGUGCUCAUCUCCUUCAUGGCCUCUCUUGUGUACUACCUCCCAGCUGACAGUGGGGAAAAGAUGACCCUCUCCAUCUCUGUACUCCUGGCUCAGUCUGUCUUCCUGUUGUUGAUCUCACAGCGUCUGCCUCAAACCUACAUGGCCAUUCCUCUCAUUGUCAAAUAUCUCAUGUUCAUUAUGGUUCUGGUCACAAUCGUGGUCCUCAACUGUGUUGUUGUGCUCAAUCUUCACUUCCGAACGUCCAGCACCCACCUGAUGUCAGAAUGGACCAAAGAGUUCUUCCUGGAGAGGCUGCCCCGCCUCCUGCACAUGUCCCGUCCAAUGGAAAGUGAGCCCACCUGGGAGGGGAUGGCCCUCCCCCGUCGCUCUAGCUCCUUGGGUUACAUCGCCAAGGCAGAGGAGUACUACACCAUCAAGGCCCGCAGUGAGCUGAUGUUUGAGAAGCAGUCUGAGAGGCAUGGGCUUGCCACCCGGACCACACCCGCUGCAGUGAAAGCAGCCAGUAGUGAUGGUGUGGCCAGUGAGCAGCUGUAUGCUGAAAUGAAGCCUGCUGUGGAAGGGGCAAAUUACAUUGUGAAGCACAUGCAUGACAAAAACGACUACAGCGAGGAGAAGGACAACUGGAGUGGCAUCGCCAGGACAGUUGACCGCCUCUGCCUCUUCCUUGUAACGCCAGUCAUGACAGUGGGCACCAUUGUCAUAUUCCUAAUGGGCAUAUAUAAUCAUCCACCUCCACUGCCCUUCGAAGGAGAUCCCUACAACUACCUGGAGGAGAAUAAACGCUUCAUUGGCUGA
Conger conger (European conger) is the source of this 1563-nucleotide messenger RNA. RefSeq names its product acetylcholine receptor subunit delta-like. The coding region runs from base 1 to 1563 and encodes 520 amino acids. Lineage: Eukaryota; Metazoa; Chordata; Actinopteri; Anguilliformes; Congridae. Gene Ontology annotation, molecular function: transmembrane signaling receptor activity; acetylcholine-gated monoatomic cation-selective channel activity. The record is from RefSeq and is a predicted model, not a curated record. Gene Ontology annotation, cellular component: neuron projection; synapse; postsynaptic membrane. The transcript is spliced from 11 exons. Gene Ontology annotation, biological process: monoatomic ion transmembrane transport; regulation of membrane potential; nervous system process.